AUUAUUCGUCUGCAAGUAGUUUCUGGGGUACUAGCAAGAAUCGUUGAAUCUCAUUUUCUUACUGUAAAAAAAAGAAUAGGUCCUUAAUAGGCUUUAACGAUAAUUAGUGAAUUUUCAAUUUAGGCGUUGGCAACACUGGUUUUGACCGUUCACUAUUAAAAAAUAAGACUUGAAUACACAAUGUACAUGUUGUUAAAGGAACAUGUCAAAGAUAUAAAAGGAUAAAAAGACGUAUUAUUACUUGGGUGGCAGUGGUGCAAGUUGUUAUGAUUAUUUGUAACUGCUAAAUAAGAGUAUCUUCUGGAACUAAAAUACUCAAAAAUGAAACGUGCACAAAUAUCAACCGAACGCAAAGCUGAACUUGUACCACUUAAAGGAGUGGGCGAGAAAUCACCACUAAAAAUUGAUAAUUCAGAGUUUACGAUUGGCAGAUCAAAAAAUGCAUCUUUCAUUUUGAAAGAUUUGAAGAUAUCUAGAAAUCACUGUGUUAUCAGUUUUAAAAAUGGUUCGUGGAAUAUUUGUGCUCAGAGCUCUUGUGGAACAUUUUUAAAUGAUAAAAAAUUAACAAAGGAUGUCCCUUAUGCUUUGAAGAGUGGCGACAUAGUAUCUUUGGGUUUUGAGAAUGAAUAUUUGUACAUAUUCAGAGAUUGUGAGGGUGGAGCCAAUACAAUGGUCAAGAAAAUGUGUUCCAGUUCCUUACCAGAACCUGUUAAAACAACAGCCAUUAAAGAGUCUGCACCUAGUCAUAGGCAGAAGCAGCUUCCACAGAAAACUGAACAGACACUUGAUGAAUCAUUCCACAUGGAGACGGAGGAUUCACAGUUUGAGGCAAAUCUUCUCAUUGGAUUGGAAAAGAUUGAUAAGAGUAUCCCGCCAGCACCUGUUAAAACAACAGCUGUUAAAGAGUCAGCGCUUAGUCAUAAACAGAAGAAAAUUCGACAAAAGAUCGAACAGACGCAGCAUGAAACAUCGAUCAUGGAGACGCAGCAUUUACAGCUUGAGGCAAAUCUUCUCAAUGGAUUGGAAAAGAUUGAUAAGAGGUACGAGGCGGAGCAGGCCAGCCUGCUGCGCAGCGCCCACCGCCACGACAAGCGCAGGCUGCAGGAGGAGCGGGAGGCCCUGGAGCGGCAGCUCUGGCGGGAGAAGGCGGAGCUGGAGCGGUCCACCAAGGCCCGCAUGGAGGAGCUUCAGCGGAGGAUCGGCGAGAAGCAGCAGGCGGAGAUGAGGCUGGCCGCGGAGAACCAGGCACUGCAGGACGAGCUGCACAAGGAGAGGGCCUUGUUCAAGGAGAGGCUGGAGAAAGAGGAGCAGCAAGUGCAGCUGGAGAGGAAGAGAGUGGAGGAACUCGUCCAGAAGCAUGAAGAAACAAUCGCCUCAUUGGAGGAGGUCCACACAAUUGCGGGACUGUUGCAGGAGCAGGAAUUGGCAGAGAAAAGCAAGGCGUACGAGGAAGAGAAGAAAACUAUCCAGAGCGCCCUUAUGGAGAAAGAGAAGGCUUUGGAAGUAACGGAAGAGAAGCUGAAGAAAGAAGGAGAAGUCAGGAGUAAAUUCCAAGAUGUCCUGGAGUCUGAGUUGCAGUGCAGUGUCUGCAAUGAACUGUUUGUUUGUGCGACAACUCUGAAUUGCACGCAUACGUUCUGUCAGCUGUGCAUAACUCAGUGGAAGGAGAGAAAGCACGACUGUCCGGUUUGCCGCGCCAAGAUAACCUCCGAGACACGGAUGUUGAUUCUCGAUGGCUUCAUUGACAAGGCUGUUGAGAACUUGUCAGAAGAAAUGAAAAAACGAAGAAAUGAGAUUGUAGAAGAGAAGAAAAUUGCGAUGUCUGCGUUACAACAGAAACCUAAAGCCUCGAGCUCCACCGGACCUCGUAGAAACACCCGUCAAAACAAUCGAACAACGCGUGCAUCGAAUCGUGCGAGGGCUGCACCUGUUGAGAUUUCAUCGGAUGGUGAGGCAGAUGAAGAUAGCAUCUAUGUGAGCUCUGAGGAGGGAUGGAUAUCACUGUCGGACACCGAUAGCAAUUCUUCGGUGGAGGGCGAGCCCGGAGAGUACUACGGGGGCUACGGAUACUGUUACCGCUGUGGAAGGAGGGGCCAUUGGGCUCGCGGCUGCCCUAAUUAGUGAACUCGGAACUCCCAUUCAGAACUGACUAAACAUACCUCAACUGCCUACAUGUCAAGAACAUUGGUGGUCAGUGAGUGUUAAGAACAUUGGUGGUUAAAAUAUUGCGAACUGUUUUAAGAAGGGAAGUUUUUUUUUAACUGGAUGAACUUUUGAACAUAAAUUUAGUUUUUUUUUUCAUAGAGACUGGUUGUUUGUUUUUGCAUAGGAUUUUUACUUACUGUCCAUCUCAUAAUUAAGUGAAUAGUUUGAUUUUUAUAUGUGGUUAAAAAUAAGUAGAAUUGAAGAUUUGUAAAUUAUUUUAAUUUGUAGUACUUGGUUUCUUGAAUUCAGCAAUAUCAUCAGCAGUUGGAUGAUGUUUCUUUGAAUGCAACACGAGGCAAAUAGAGUGAUCCUGCUAGGUACUAAAUUGUUUCUUUCUGUCAGUUAAAAAUUUGGCUUGAUAUAUUUUUCUCUAGUACUAUGUGUAUUAUUGUUGUAAGUGGUGAACAGUAAUAUUGAGAUUUUAUAAACAGGUAACACUGUCGUGUUUGUAUUGAUCUCAUAAGAUAGGGCAGCACUUUUAACAUCAAGAUUGUUCAAAACAAAUACACAUCAUUAACUUGUAUGUAUUCAUUUUAUAAACGGAAAUAACAUCACGGCUUAUUAUGAAAGCUACCCUCCAGAGAUAUGUAAAUUUUUAAUAUGUAAAAAAAAUAGAGAUAUGUAAAGUGUAUAUAAUUUGUAAAAAUACAUUGUCUUUUAAA
This is a messenger RNA of Bacillus rossius redtenbacheri, 2867 nucleotides long. RefSeq names its product E3 ubiquitin-protein ligase rnf8-like. Gene Ontology annotation, cellular component: cytosol; nucleus; site of double-strand break. NCBI's taxonomy places the organism in Eukaryota, Metazoa, Arthropoda, Insecta, Phasmatodea, Bacillidae. Gene Ontology annotation, biological process: ubiquitin-dependent protein catabolic process; protein K48-linked ubiquitination; double-strand break repair. The transcript is spliced from 12 exons. The record is from RefSeq and is a predicted model, not a curated record. Gene Ontology annotation, molecular function: nucleic acid binding; zinc ion binding; ubiquitin protein ligase activity. The coding region runs from base 322 to 2121 and encodes 599 amino acids.